Messenger RNA from Babesia bigemina, 5379 nucleotides. RefSeq lists its product as hypothetical. The record is from RefSeq and is a predicted model, not a curated record. The coding region runs from base 1 to 5379 and encodes 1792 amino acids. NCBI's taxonomy places the organism in Eukaryota, Apicomplexa, Aconoidasida, Piroplasmida, Babesiidae. The transcript has a single exon.
AUGGCCUCUGCUGUUGGAAUCAAACUUACCAGCCUUAAGGAAUGUUUGAUUUUCCUGAACUGGUUGUAUGAGAGGGAGGGGAAGCGUAAACUUGACCAGGUAGCCAACAAACUUCAUGAGCGUCUUAAACCAUAUUAUAAGGAUCUAGACUACCGUAAAAUUAAGUCCUCAUUGUCUACUUUUAUGACCACCACGGAUCACUUUUACAAAAGAUUAGUAAAAGCGCACGUUCCUACGCAGUUACAUAGCAACAAUAACUCAAUGCCCCGUGACCCCAAUGUUGAUCAAGUAGUUGACGCUCUCCUCGAGUGUAUUCCCAAAUUCCUUGCCGCGAUGUACUAUCUUUGGUACGAUGUUAAUGCGACUUUCGAUAAUCUUGGUGGCGGAGGGUGGAAGAAUGAUUAUCCUGGGUAUGAGAAGCAUUGGUAUACGGGUCACUAUGGUGGCGACUUGCAAAAAUAUCUCAGAUCUACAAACCCCAAUGAUUACGGCGGGACUAUACCCGGAGGCUUCGGUGAAAACGAAGUGAAAUACGCUGAAUAUUACACCGGCUACUACCAGGGUUUGCAUAUGGCUUUGGAUCUUAAAUCCCUUUUGGACAAAAAUUCUAGUAAGUACAAUCUUUUCCGUGAUAUCUUCGCAACAUCAGUUGUUCCUGCUUCCGGAAACCAUAAGGCGAACACUGCUAAUGUACUUGCAUUGGUGAAAGCGUUUUGUCAGGUUGUUGAAAAUGACUCUGAUGGUUCUAAAUUAAUAAAAGUUGUGCAAAAACCAGAGACAUGCAUCAAUUGGCCCGAAUUAAAAAAACAUUGCACCGCGCUUAGAGGAAAAAUUGACAAAUUGUUCACCAGGCGCUUCUUUGAUCACACCGGUCAGUCCAUAAACCCUAAGCACAUUAAUGCGGAAAAGUUUGCAGAAACAACAGCGAAUUGGUUGAGAGAAAAUCUCGGGACGGUGCGAAGCAAAUUGGAGCGCAUUAACACGAAAGACGCCGCCGUCAACGCACCAAAUAGCCGCAAUCUCGGAGCAUAUUUCACCAACAAUCUUUUCCCCUACGGCUUCGUGUUUGAAGCCAACCACCACCUAUGGAAUGGUAAUAAUUCAAAAGCUCUGCUGCAAAGGUGGCGUGAAGUGAUAGAGAUGCUUAGUAAAGACGAUGAGGCAAGCGGUGGACUAAAAAAGCUAAUUAAACUUUUGAAUGGAGACGAUUGUCCUGCGGUCACGAAGACGAAGGCAACGAAACCUAAUGUAGUAACUCCAUCUGUUGAGGGAGGCGUAAAGUCUGCGCCGAAAAGUGCUGCCAAAACUCCACAGACCGCCAGGCCUGUGGUCACCAAAGCCGAGGCGGCGAAGCCGGUUGCCACUAAAACUGAAGCUGCGAAACCUGUGGCCACCAAGACUGAAGCGACCAAGCCGGUGGUAAACCAAGAGGGAACGUCUCGGAAUCAAAAUAGUGGUCGAAGCGACGGGAAGCCUACAACUUCAUCAGUUGAAACAUCUUCUUCAUCUCUGUCUUCAGGCAGUGCAGGAGCGUCAGGGCCGACAGGAACUCAAGGUGGGAAAGGCCAGAAAGGGCCCGGUAGUACCACGUCUACAACAUCUACACCUAAAAGUACUGUUACAUCUCAAAAGACUUCAUCUCAACAAUCAUCGUCUCCCCCUCAAGCCUCUCUCCCCAGUGCUCCUGCGGCCCCUGGCUCCCCUAGUAAGCCAGGUGUUACGAGUAAGGGUUCAGAUGGCGGUGGUGGUCCGGGUCAAAAGUCUGGUGGAUCUUCACAGCCUGGACAACAUCAGUUGCCAAGUGUUUCACCCCCACGCUCUCCGUCAUCUAAUGCCUCUUCUCCGGGUCAGGGUCAGGGCAAGAGUGGGCCGGCGGAUUCAUCUGGGUUUGGUACACAAGGUGGACAGGAUCAGGGUUCACAGGGCGGUGAUCAUAAAGGUCAACAGCCUGAUUCCGCUUCAUCAUCUGUCCAAUCUCAGGCUCCUGGUGUUCAACGUUCAGGUGCUGCGUCAUCUGGUGCCUCUGUUCCGGGUCAGGGGUCUUCUACUGACGCUGAUCCAAAAGGUGGUAAGGGUAAGGGUUCACCGGGCGGUACUCUUACAACUCAACAGACUGUUGUCACUUCACCUCCUGGACAACGUCAGGCUCCAAGUGGCACGAGCCAAGUCACUCAGUCAACUGGUGCCUCUGGUACCGGUGGUGGUCAGGGGUCUGCUUCUGUGCCUGGUAAACCAGGUGCUAAGGGGCAGGGUGCAAAUGGCGGUGGUAAUGCAGGUACGCAGCCUGGUAUCUCUGCACCUCCUGGACAACCUCCGACUACAGCUGUUCAAUCCCCUGCUUCACCUCAGUCUCCAGGUGUUCACCCUCCAACACCUCCGUCAUCCAGUGCCCCUGCUCCCGGUGGUAGUCAGGGAACGAGUGACCAGGCGACCACUUCUGGCACCACUCAACAGAAUGAUCAAAGUACAUCGCAUACUUCUACAGCCGCUACUACUACGACUUCCGCUGGUUCGGGUGGCGGUGGAGGUGGUCAGGGACAAACGUUUGCUGCAACUGAUGCACAAACUGUUAUAAAUUCACCAAGAAGUCCUCAAAUACAUUCGUUUCCUCCUCCAGAGAUUGAUGUGAUAUACGGACCGCAAAAAAUAUCUGAAAACUUGGAGGAGGCAUAUCGUAAGGUUUUACAGAAAAACAUGAAAUCUGUUCCGCCAAAUCUAUCGAUUGAGAUCACUAAGCCUCCGACGAGUGACACAGAUAACUCUAAAGACGCACCGUUGGUCGUUCUUCAUGAUCCAACUGAGUUCGGUCUUGGUGGUGCAGUCGCCUCUGAUGAAGAUGAACCAGUUGUGCUCGGUGUUGGAGGGGAACCAAUAACAAGUGACUCUGAUGUGUUUAAACAGCAACAUAUUGCAGAGAUCCAGGAUGUCCACCAGAAAUUAUACGAAAAGCAAAAAGCUGAGGAUCUAGAACUUAAAAAGGCGUUAGAAGCCGGAGCAAAGCGGCAACAUCAGGAUACAUUAUGGAGCGAAAACAUGGACGAUGUAUUGCGAAAAGAAGAGGAAACGGAAGAAAUGCGUAAAAAUCUCCAGGAUGAUACCCUUGGAGAAGUUGUAAAAAUUCCUUUCAAUACUAAGAUAUGUGCUCCUGAGAACAUUAUACAACGUGCAGUUCACGGUUUUAAUACAUACCCUCCACCUAUCAUCGAUAUUAGAGCUGUUGACUCGAAGAACAUCUACAGUAUCCCGGAUGGGUCUAACAAGUUGGUUAAUGUCCCAGAUCCAAAACAGUUGCCCACAUUAGACAUUAUUAGAGCCUAUAUUCCACGGUCCUAUGACAUCAACCCCCCCAACAUUAGUCAGGAUGAAUAUAAUUCAGCUGCGUCUCCAGUGUUAUUUGAUAUCACCAAGCCGACAAGACCCACAGAUGAAGACGAUGAUGACAAAAGUUUCCAGCACAUGGAUGACGUAAAAUCCGUGCUAAUUGGCGUGAAUCCAGCCUACGAAGUUAUUGAUGAUGGUUUGGAGAUCUCAAAAGUAACGCACACUGAUGCAGAAGAAACUGUUGAUUUAUUUAUCGAAACACUUAAUACCGCGCCUUCUCAGCCUCUUCAUGAUUAUGACCCUGAAAACAUUCCCAUGAUUAAAGUACAGGCCGACCACACACGUGACGGCCUGGAUGAUUUUUCUAUGGGAGAUGCAGACCGCUCAGACAUUAAUAUUCCAAUGGCCGUAUUCCCCGACCAAUCUCCGGAUGAUUUAAAUACACAAACCUGCCAAAACCCUUGGUAUGUUACCCCUUCCUCCACUUCUCCCACCUCACCACCUGCCUCCCGUCCCCCAGAGUCCGACCAUCUGCCUCCGCCCAGAACCGUCCGAGAGAUGCUCUACUGGUUUGUCGGCUUGAAUACAUAUGGAUAUAUUGGCAUCAUUAGAGAACAUGUUUACAGUUUUUUGAAGCGUUUUAAAAAUGAUGCCAUCGACGUCACCCUUGAACCUUACACUCUGGACGCUUCCCAUGUCGCCGAUAAACUGACAGAGGCAUGUCUCUACGCAGCACACGUACUUUUCAGGAUUCGAUAUAAAGGCUCUUCUGACGCUUAUGAAACAUUUUUUAAAGAUCAAGAUAAAUAUGCUUAUUACUAUUCCCCCGACCCAGCCUGCCUCCUCUGCCAGCUGCGUGACUACGCCUACGCCUGCCACCACCAGUUGGAGUUCCUGAAGUCGCAGUGUGAGAGGGACAAACUAAGUGGUGGUUGGCAGAAUUGUAACUAUGGCAGUGAUCCCAAGAAGCCAUCUCCCCUCCAGGCCUUUCUUACCGACGCCUACGACUCCACCUUCAAGACGCACCUCUUCGACCCGUGCAACCUGUGCCUCAAGAGCAGGGUCAGGAUGGGAUUUCAGAGAGGGGAUUUGCCUAAGACAUCGCAACAGGGCAGUGUCAUUUCCUCCAUCAUCACUCCCAGCUGCGGCGGUGAGGACCCCUUGCUGACGCUGUCCUCCUACCUCAUCUGCCUCACCAGGCGGACGCCACGCACCACCGGGGAGCUCGUAUCGUACUUCCACAAUUUCGGGAAUGAGAUGCAUGAUGCGUUUUCAAAGUCAUUGCUUCCACUGGGCUCAUCCCUCUCCACUCCACAUCUCGACUGCCCUGACUGGGAUCAUAUUGAUCGCAUCGGCCUCCAAGCUGUCCGUGGCAUCCGGGGUACAGAGUCUCUCAACUCCAUCUCCAAUCACAACCACGACAAAGACCAUCCCCGUACCCUGUCCACACUGGUCGGCUGCGGCAGUGACCCUGACAACUGCCAUCCACACUGCUCACCCAUCACGUACCGGGCGUACGCCCUGUACUCCCAGCGCUUCGCCCACACCUACCUCAGCUGGACGGUGUACUUACCAGACAGACUGCGGGAGUCACUUCAAAAACUGCACUAUGCUCUCAAGAAGCAUGUUAGUAUCAAGUGUUCAUACCUCCACUUAUGCCCCGAUGCCCUGCCCCUCCUCUACCUACACGGGUUCACGCCGCCGGAGGUGGGAUCGCAGCAACAACUCAAGUGCUCAGAUGUCAUCGAAAAGUUGCAGGAAAUUGUCAACGGUGGGCCUAUCGCAUCACUCAUGACUGCCAUGGACAAUUUCCUCUACGGUAUCCGGGAGCCAUUCAUCUUCACCCUCGUGGCACUCUGGUCUCUCGCAUUACUCAUCUGUGCCAACACAAUGCUAUACCGCCUGGACGUGCUUCACAUCCGAUCACACCUUAUCCGCUCCAAGGCUUCUCACCGCAUGGAUGUCAAGGCCUUACUCACGAAAGGCCGGAAGAUGCUCUCACUCUACAAAGACGUCGACUACUUCGACGAGGACCCUAUUGUCCAACUUGGUUUCUAA